This is a messenger RNA of Paramecium tetraurelia, 1026 nucleotides long. RefSeq lists its product as uncharacterized. The transcript has a single exon. NCBI's taxonomy places the organism in Eukaryota, Ciliophora, Oligohymenophorea, Peniculida, Parameciidae. The record is from RefSeq and is a predicted model, not a curated record. Gene Ontology annotation, molecular function: cysteine-type endopeptidase activity. Gene Ontology annotation, cellular component: lysosome.
AUGAAAAAUAUAAUUGCAGCCACAUUGAUGACAAUACUAAUUAGUUUUAGUUUCUACCAAGUAAAUUUAGAUUCUGAUUCUGACUUCGAAAGAUGGGCUUUGAAACAUGGAAAACACUAUUUUGGAGAUGAGAAAAAAUACAGAUAGGCCAUUUAUUUUUAAAACAAAUAAAUGAUAGAAGAGCAUAAUAAAAGAAGCGAAUUUACUUUUUUAAUGGGAGAAAAUCAAUUUAUGGCUAUUACAAAUGAAGAAUUUGUUAGUCUUUAUUUGAAUCCAAUAUCACCCGAAAAAUAAAAUGAAUAAGACUAAAUCAUAAGGAAAACUAAUCCUAAGUCACCUGAACCAAUUAGAGAAUAUAAUUUAAAAGACGAUGUUGAUUGGAGAGGUUAUGCCCCAGUUAAAAAUUCAGGAAACUGUGGUUCCUCCUGGGCAAUGGCAGCAACAAAUGUCAUUGAAGCAGCAUAUGCGAUUGAUAAAGGAAUAAAAGUAACAUUAUCAGCACAGAAUGUCAUGGAUUGUGCGAAUUCUUGGGGGGGAUGCGAUGCAUCUCUAGCUGAUUUUUCUGAUCCUAAAAAUGCAUAUGGUCAUGCAAGAAACCGAGGGAUUUUAACUGAGUCUGAAUAUCCGUAUACUGGCAGAGGCGAUGACUGGUGUCAAUAAACAGGAUUCGCACCAUGGAGGAUUAUGUCCUACGCAUAGAAUAGUGAUGAUAUAGAUUAUAUGAGGGGUUUCUUAUAGAUGUUAACGGAACAUCCUUUAUCAGUAAAAGUUGAUGCUACUAACUGGUAAUUCUAUAGCUCAGGAGUAUUCUCUCUUUGUAGCUCUAUAUAUAAAAAAGCAAAUUAUUAUGCAUUAGCUAUUGGUUAUGUUUGGGAAGCGAAUUAAUAACAGAAUUGGUAACAGAUUUGGAGAGUUCAAGCAUCUUUUGGAAUAUCUUGGGGAGAAUUUGGAACUAUAAGAUUAGCACCAGGAAAUACUUGUGGUGUGAUAAAUGAAGGAAUUCGCGUGUACCUGUGGGGAGGGUGA